Molecule: messenger RNA, 1005 nt
Organism: Salvia splendens (bonfire salvia)
Lineage: Eukaryota; Viridiplantae; Streptophyta; Magnoliopsida; Lamiales; Lamiaceae
Product: VQ motif-containing protein 4-like
Exons: 1
Coding region: 214-813 (199 amino acids)
Source: RefSeq, a predicted model, not a curated record
GACUUAUAGAGAGAGAGAGUGAAACAAGACACACUGAAUAAUAAAUCCAGUCUACUCAUAGAGAGAGAAUACACACACAAUUGAACAGCCAUUCAAAACCAACACCAAAACCAAAAAACAAACCAAAACAGAAACCAAAACAGAAACCUUUCUUGUUUCUCACUUAUUCACUCCUCCUCUCUCUCUCUCUCUCUCUCUCUCUCUCUCUAAACCAUGGAAAUCACCUCACCAUCAUCCCCAAGAGAGAAAUCCUCCCCCACAAACAGCUCCAGCAGCACCACCAACACCUCCCUCCCCCUCCCCACCCCACCCCCCACCCCAAAACCCAGAUCCCACGACCCCAACAACCCCUACCCAACCACCUUCGUCCAAGCCGACACCUCCACCUUCAAACAAGUCGUCCAAAUGCUCACCGGCUCCACCAAACCCGAUCCACCCUCCACCCCCCGCCCCGCCUCCGCCUCCGCCUCGGGCCUCGGCAUCGGCAUCCCUCCCAUCAAGAAAAAGCAGGGCUUCAAGCUCUACGAACGCCGCAACAGCAUCAAAAACGGCCUCAUCAUCAACACCUUUUCCCCCAAUUCCAAUUCCCCCAAUUGUUCAAUUUCGAAUUCGAAAUCGCCGGGGAUUCUGUCGCCGAGCAUCCUAGAUUUUCCGGCGCUGAUGCUGAGCCCGGUGACGCCGGCCAUCAACGAGGAGGAGAGGGCGAUCGCGGACAAGAAAUUCUACUUCCAUCCGUCGCCGCGGACCGCGCCGGAGCCGCCGCAGCUGCUGCCGCUGUUUCCGGUGACAUCGCCGCGGGCGUCUACUUCGUGAUCGGUCGUCUCUCCUCUUGUACAAUUCAUUUUUAAUCUUCCGUCUUUAGCCAUAAAUGGAUUAAUUAACGAAAAAAUUGGGGAGAAAGGGAAGGAAUUUUUAACAUUUUUUGUUUCGUUUUGUGUCUUGUUUGGCUUAUUCAGCUUGUUCACAACAUUUUUGUUCUAACAAUCAUAUGUUUAGCGGUUGGAA